AUGCUGGCCUCCUCCGUGCUCCGUUCCCGUGGCGUGCAGUCGUCGGCCGCGUCGACGUCCCGCCGGUUCGCCAGCGUGCAGGCCUCCGCGCCCACCUCCAAGGCCGUGCUGACGCCCGACGCCUCCGCGGACCAGAAGCUCACGGAGACGCAGGCCCACGACCAGUACCUGCACCGGCCCGUGACGUACCCGCUGGACAAGAUCAAGGUGGUGCUGCUGGAGAACAUCCACCCGCGCGCCAAGGAGGUCUUCGAGCGCGAGGGCUACACGGUGGAGACGCACAAGCGCGCGAUGUCGGGCGAAGAGCUGGCGCGCGUCGGCGGCGACGCCCACAUCCUGGGCAUCCGCUCCAAGACGCAGCUGGACCCCGAGUUCUUCAACACUGUGGGCUGGCACGAGCACCGCCUCUGGGCCGUGGGCUGCUUCUGCAUCGGCACCAACCAGGUGGCGCUGCAGGACGCCGCGGGCGCUGGCAUUCCCGUGUUCAACGCGCCCUUCUCCAACACCCGCUCCGUGGCCGAGAAGACGCUGAGCGAGAUCAUCGCGCUGCACCGCAAGCUGUUCCUGCGCUCCACGGAGCUGCACCAGGGCAUCUGGACCAAGUCGGCCACGGGUGCGCACGAAGUGCGCGGCACCACGCUGGGCAUUGUCGGCUACGGCCGCAUUGGAUCCCAAGUGUCCGUGCUGGCGGAGCUGCUGGGUAUGAAGGUGGUGUUCUACGACCCCAUCAAGUGUCUGCCGCUGGGCAACGCCCACCAGGUGGAGACGCUGGAGGAGCUGCUCGGUAUGGCCGACGCCGUGACCCUCCACGUGCCUGCCACCCCCACCACCAACAAGAUGAUCAACCGCGAGACCAUCGCGCAGAUGAAGGACGGCGCACUGUUGGUCAACAACGCGCGUGGCUCGGUCAUUGACAUCGAGGCGGCCAAGGAGGCCGUGGAGAGCGGCAAGAUCGUCGGCAUGGCGGUGGACGUGUUCCCCAAGGAGCCGGCCAAGAACGGCGAGCCGUUCGACACGCCCCUGCGCGGUCUGCCGAACGUGAUCCUCACGCCCCACAUUGGUGGCAGUACCGAGGAGGCCCAGGGCAACAUUGCUGUGGAAGUGGCCUCGAAGCUGGUGCGCUACAUCAACGACGGCUCCACCACCACGUCCACGAACACGCCCGAGAUCGACAUGCUGCCCAUCCGCAACAACUCGAUGCGUAUCCUGCACAUGCACCAGAACGUGCCCGGCGUGCUGAGCAAGAUCCACUCGGUGCUGUCGGACUACGGCAUUAACGUGACGUCGCAGUACCUGCAGUCGGACCCUCGCCACGGCUACAUCGCGCUCGAGGUGGAGAAGUUCCACGCCAAGGUGGUGACACGCGAGCUCGAGAAGAUCAAGGAGACCAUCUUCCUGCGCACCAUCAUUUAAGCAGUGAGCUUCCGCUCUUGACAUGAUCGUGGACGGGCUGGGCUGGGCUGGCUCCGACUGCAGGAGUCUGCAGUGAUUGGGGCUGUGGAGAAAGCAACAACAGCAAAUCAGCAACUAACCCAACACGAAAAUGUAUGUGAACGACGUCGUCCUCGAGUGGUUGGCGCUCGUGACUGUAGGCGCAAUUGAUGGAGGGGAUAGAUACACACUCGUCCCUCCUGUUGGCAACCUGGUAGGCAGAUAGAUAGAGGAGACCAUAGAGAUAGACGUCUACCAGCAUCCCAAUACAAUACCCGCCUGCUGCGUCGUUCCAUUUCCGAGGGACACGCAGGGCUGCUUC
Molecule: messenger RNA, 1753 nt
Organism: Phytophthora sojae
Lineage: Eukaryota; Oomycota; Peronosporomycetes; Peronosporales; Peronosporaceae
Product: putative dehydrogenase
Exons: 1
Coding region: 1-1413 (470 amino acids)
Molecular function (GO): NAD binding; oxidoreductase activity, acting on the CH-OH group of donors, NAD or NADP as acceptor
Source: RefSeq, a predicted model, not a curated record